Vanderwaltozyma polyspora DSM 70294 is the source of this 1500-nucleotide messenger RNA. It is a transcript of the gene RAX1, whose product is annotated as Rax1p. Lineage: Eukaryota; Fungi; Ascomycota; Saccharomycetes; Saccharomycetales; Saccharomycetaceae. The coding region runs from base 1 to 1500 and encodes 499 amino acids. Gene Ontology annotation, cellular component: plasma membrane. The record is from RefSeq and is a predicted model, not a curated record. The transcript has a single exon. Gene Ontology annotation, biological process: intracellular protein localization.
AUGGCACAAGUAACUGAUUUCGAUCGAAUACAACAGGAAAGACUUCCUACUCUGUAUGAAGUUUUAAUUCAGAAAACUGAUUCACCUGUGGAUUUAUGGUCCUUUUACACAUUUCUAUCUCAAUUCCCUCAUGCUUUGAAUUAUCUGGAAUUUUGGAUAGAUUUAAUGUCACAUAUAAGAUUGUGUAAAGAUUAUAUUAGGGGAAUCAGAGAAUCUGUACUGAUUCCAAAUGAAGAAUUGAAAUCAAGAAGACAAUCAGAAGUUUAUGAAAACGUUGAAAGGAACGUCAUUGAAACAGAAAAUGAUAUAGAACAACCCAAUAAAGAGAAUAAUGGAGACCAAGAUAACAUUUCGGUUACAUCUUCAAUUUUAAUUGAUGCUUUAAUGGAUGAAGGUUAUUUGGAUUUCCAAAACCCUCAAAAAGUUAAUAGAUUCUUACAAGGUGACCUAGAAUACUCUCCACAAUUAUCUCAAUUAUUAGAUGAUUGGAAACGACACUCGGGUUAUAUCGAUCAUUCUAAUGAUGAUUCUUAUGCGUCGAGUGGUAAGGAUAAUAAAAUCGUUUCAGCUGUAGAUGGAUUACUACAAAAUUAUACAAAGAUGCAUCAAGAGAGACCCCAGGUAACAGCAAAAUUACUAUUGCAAAACGCACAAACUAUUUGUUCAUUAUAUUUGAUAUCACCAGAAAAAAGUGAAAAAUAUUUAAUUAAUGUCCCUGAACACAUACGAAAUGAAACAUUACAAUUAGUAGAGAUAGGAGGCCGGCAUGACCCUGAAGUGUUUGAAAGCAUGAGGAGUCUAGCGUAUCAAUUUUUAGAGAUUGAUUGUUUCUCCAAAUUUUUAAAUCGAGUAGCAUUGCAUAACAUCCAUGAUCAGAUUUCAGAUUGGAAAUAUCAUCCAGUGAAGCCACACAGUCAUAACGAUAAUAAUACAGAAAAGAAGCAACCCAAGAAAAAUUUGAAGAUAUUUGGUAUGAAUUUAAGUAACGCUAGUGAUGAUGAAAGUGUAAAUGAAGUCGAAUAUUCACGACACCAAUCGAGAUCACCUUUUUCUAAUUAUACAACGAUAAGUAGAAUCUGUUUUGGUACUUUUUGGAUGGGAAUCGGAUUUUGGAUUGGUUAUGUAUUGAUAUUUUUAAAUUACAAUAGAGGUAUUCGGGUAGUUACCAUUGUUCCAUUUGCCAUUGGUAGUUAUUUCAUUGUUUGUGGUAUAUACCAAGUCGAUGUAGUGUAUUCAUGGUUUGGAGUGACACAAGAAUUGAUGUUUAGGCAUAAAUCGUCUGAUGAAGAGAAUGGACAUCCUAUGAAUUUAGAUAAGAACAAUAAGGGGGUACCUGGAAUAUUAAAGGUACUUGGGGGCAAGUCGAGAUUAAUUAGAAUAGACCACCAAUUUAUCAGGAACUUAUUGUUCAAAAGAGGAUUAUGGUGCUGUGCUAUCAUAACAAUAUCGACAGCUAUUUUCACGGUAAUUUUCAGUUGUGUUCCUGGACGUAGGGUUUAG